AUGACCUACUCCAUGACAGUCAAGCUCACGCCCGAGCAGCUCGAAGCACGGCGCCAUCAACUCAACCGUGCCGGCCUCCACGCCUGGCUCAGCCCCCUCGGCAUCUUGCUGGCCGUAUACAUCUACCGACGCUGCCUCCAUGCUGGCUCCAUCAGGUGUCUACCAGCUCGAGGCCCGCCGGCACGCGGGGCCCAUCUCCCCCUCCGGCUCCGCCGCAUCGCCUGGGUUCUCUCAACGACAUAUGUACCUGAGUACGGUCCGCUUUACAUUCCGCUCCUUGGUACACUCUACACUUUCUGGCUGCUCUACCUGACCACCCGCGGCACGGGGGACGAUUACAUGCACGUCACCAAAUCGAUGGGCCACGUCGCGGCGAGCCAGUUGCCGAUUCAUUACUUACUGAGCAUCAAGCACGCGCGGUAUAGUCCCAUAACCUGGGCGACGGGGAUGACGCACGAAAGGUUGAACAGUGUGCAUCGCCUGUUGGGGCGGAUCGUGCACUUGUUCCUUUCGUUGCAUGCGGUCUUGUACCUUUGGUUCUUUGUUUCGAUGGGGGUUUUGGGCAGGAGGAUCAAAGACCCGGACGUCCAAUUCGGUAUGCUUGCGUUCUGGGGAUUUACCGUUUUGGGAAUGUUGAGUUUACCGACGGUGAGGAGACGGGUGUAUCACGCCGUGUUUUACGUGUCGCAUGUCUUUCUCUCGGGAGUCGUGAUUCCCGCGUUGUGGGUUCAUGUGCCGUAUUCGCGCUGGUUCGUGGGGCAGGUUGUCGUGAUUUAUAUCCUCGGAGUAGCUUUGAGGGUCCAUAGCGCGAGGAAGGUUGAGGGGUUGAGGUGUCGAGCUAUAAAUACAGGCACUUCGAGGGGAUUGAUCCAAGUCACGUUCCACGUCGGGGCGGAAGAUCCGUUAGCAAGCGCGAUGCCAGGACAGCAUGUCUAUCUUGUGCGGAAGGGUAUAGCGACACCGAAAACUCCGGCGACGAUUGCGAAUGUGCAGAGGACUUCGGGUUCAUGUUGCCACGUGGAAAUCAUGCUGGUCCUCAGGAAUACAGGCGGGCCGGGGACGGCGGAUCUCGCGCGGAUUGCGGUAUGUGAGGGUUCGGGUUCAGCGACGAAAGGUCUAGUGCAAGGCAUGCGUGUCGAGGGUCCCUACGGCGGGGCGGGCGAGUAUAUGCCUGCAUUUCUUGGCUCGGAUACGGGUACGUGGCCGAAACCGAAGUCGAAGUCGAGGACCUUCUCUUCGAAUGGUCCCAUUCUCCUCGUUGCCGGCGGCAUCGGCGUCACGUACACGCUCCCGAUCUAUCUGUCCCUGUUGAAGCAGUCCAGAAAGAUCAAAUUCAUCUACAUCACCAAGACGCUCGGGGAGGCGCAAUGGGUGAUUGACCUUCUCUUGGACGCUCUACGAAACGGGGUGACAGACACUCUUGACGUGGAGAUCUACGGCACCAGGUCAUCCCAAGAUGCUCUCGAUAGGGGUGGUUCCGAUGCUGCUGCAACGUUGAAGAGUCCCUUCCUGCGCGCGAGGGGGAUUAAGGUGCAGGAUCUGGGACGGAGGCCCGAUUUGCGAGAGAGUAUAGAUGAAGUGUUCAAGGCCAUGCCGGACACUAAGGCGGCGCGUGACACGCAGUCCGCGGACGCAAGGGACGAGGGUCGGACCGUCAGUGACAGUAUCAGCAUCUUUGUAUGUGGACCCUCGGGGUUAUCCAGGCAUGUUAGAGGACUCGUCGGCCGGUGGAUGUGGCGGGAUGGCAGGAGCGUGGAUUGGUAUGAAGAGGUUUUUGGGUUCGGUGGGAGUUAG
Molecule: messenger RNA, 1794 nt
Organism: Cladophialophora yegresii CBS 114405
Lineage: Eukaryota; Fungi; Ascomycota; Eurotiomycetes; Chaetothyriales; Herpotrichiellaceae
Exons: 1
Coding region: 1-1794 (597 amino acids)
Biological process (GO): iron ion transport; intracellular iron ion homeostasis; copper ion import
Cellular component (GO): plasma membrane
Molecular function (GO): ferric-chelate reductase activity
Source: RefSeq, a predicted model, not a curated record